Messenger RNA from Fonsecaea erecta, 2376 nucleotides. RefSeq lists its product as hypothetical. The transcript is spliced from 2 exons. Gene Ontology annotation, cellular component: nucleus. NCBI's taxonomy places the organism in Eukaryota, Fungi, Ascomycota, Eurotiomycetes, Chaetothyriales, Herpotrichiellaceae. The record is from RefSeq and is a predicted model, not a curated record. Gene Ontology annotation, biological process: pseudouridine synthesis. Gene Ontology annotation, molecular function: pseudouridine synthase activity; RNA binding. Bases 1 to 2376 code for a protein of 791 amino acids.
AUGGAAGGCCACGCUGCUGACGUUCAUCCACCGAAAAGAGUCAAACUCGACACAGCUCAGGCAGAUGGCGCUGGCGAUGACGUUCCAAUGGCAUUGUCUCCUCGUCCGGUUGGCGUAGUUGACGACGGCGCAAAAGAACGCGAGGUAGGUAUCACCGCUUUUGUCGACGGGUCCAGAAGCCUCUUCCAAGGGAUUCUCAAGAAGAGAUAUACAGAUUUCCUGGUCAACGAGAUUCUCCCUGGCGGAACCGUCCUGCACCUCCGAUCAAUGGAUGCCAAGGGUCUGCAGCCGCACGCUCCGCAUAAUAAUGGCUCAGAACGUACGGCGCAAGGCACUUCAGAACAUAUAAGGCAUGAGGCAGCGCCAUCAGAUCCAUCUCCGGCGGAAUAUGAGACUCCACGAGAGGCAGAAACAACUGCAAAUACAAAAGCCUCGGAUGCUACUGGGGAGGACAGCUCCGGCCUCCAGAAUUCUGAGGUUCCCGACGAGGACCGCGCCAAACUCGUAGAGUAUUUCAGCGAAGAGACGGCGACACAGAUAAUCUCCCUCUAUGAAUCAAUCCUACGCAAUCCUGGAAGGAAAUCUCGAGAGUUCUCAACAGUUCGGACACCAUUCACGUCGGACCGCAGUCUUCGGUCACAGAUCCAUCAGGAUAUCCGCCGUAUCUUCCACAGUAAGAUCGAUUCCAAGACGGACAAUGAGGGCGUGCUGGUCCUCACCGCAACGGCCCCAUCCUCGAACAACGGUCGUAACCGCGCCUGGGCAAAACCUAACGAAAAGUCUUCGCGACCAGGAAAGCUAGGUUGGCUGGACCGCGGCGGGGAAUAUGUACAUUUUACUCUUUACAAGGAGAAUAAGGAUACUCUUGAAGUAAUUUCUUAUCUGACAAAGCAACUUAGAACGAACAACAAGGCGUUUCAGUUUGCAGGGACGAAGGACCGGCGUGCUGUAACCGUGCAGAGAGUCAGCGCUUACCGUGUCGAAGCAGAGCGCUUGGCGUCGUUGAAUCGUUCUCUGCGAUAUGCAGCAGUGGGAGAUUUCGAGUACCAGAAACACGGAUUAGAACUUGGUGAUUUGACCGGAAACGAAUUCGUGGUCACGUUGAGAGACUGCCACCUGGUUGAGUUGGUCCCUGGCCUGAACACCACCGAAGAGAAGGCCGCCAUCCAGUCGUACCUGUCACAAGCGCUCCGUCAGCUUCACGAGCACGGCUUUUUGAAUUACUACGGCCUGCAACGCUUCGGGACAUUCGCCACGCGCACCGAUGUUGUUGGCCUGAAGAUCCUGAAGGAGGACUUCAAGGGUGCGUGCGAUGCUAUCCUUGAAUUUUCGCCCGUCGCGUUGAACAGCUCAGAAUCCCAAGACUCGGGUGUCCUUGUCGGCCAAGACGACCGUUCUCGUGCUGAAGGAAUCAAUAUCUGGCGAACAACCGGCCGGAUCAACGAUGCUCUCGACAAGGUCCCGCGCAAGUUCUCGGCCGAGACCAACUUGAUACGACACCUGGGCAAGCACCCGCAGGACUAUCUGGGGGCUCUUCUUGGAAUUCAGCGCAACCUGAGACUCCUGUAUGUCCAUGCAUAUCAGUCCUUCGUCUGGAAUCUUGCGGCCGGCGAGCGAUGGCGCUUGUUCGGUGGCAAGGUCGUGGAAGGUGAUCUCGUACUGGUCCACGAGCACAAGGAAAAGCACACCGACAACGAACCAUCGAACCAGACGGUGGAUGCAGAUGGGGAGCCUGUCAUUGCGCCGUCAGGCGACGACCGCGCCUACGACGUGGACGACAUGUUCGAGCGUGCCCGCGCCCUCACCGCCGCCGAGGCCGAGAGCGGCCAAUACUCCAUCUUCGACAUCGUCCUCCCCCUCCCAGGUUUCGACGUCGUCUACCCAGCCAACGCCAGCGGGGAAUGGUACAAAACAUUCAUGGCCAGUGACGCUGGCGGUGGACUCGACCCGUACCGUAUGCGCCGAAAGCAGAAGGACUUCAGUCUGAGCGGGGGUUAUCGCAAGGUUGUGGCGCGCAUCGGCGAGACAUUUGAGGUCAGCGUCCACGAGUACGGUGACGGGGAAGGGGACAGGCAAUUCGUCGAGACCGACAUGGAGCGGAUCCUGCGGGAAAAGGCCGACGUUGUCGGUGUAGAGCAGCAGCAGCAGCGGCCCCAAUCGCUACUAGAUGGAGCGGGCGCGAUCACGACAACAGCACAGGCGAGCGGGAGCGGAAACGAUGCCGAAACAGCCCACGUGCCGCCGCAGCAUGCCACAAAGUUCGCGGCGGUGCUCAAGUUCCAGCUGGGCUCGAGCCAAUACGCGACCAUGGCCUUGAGGGAGCUGUCCAAGGGGGGUAUUCAAGCCCACAAGGCCGAGUUCACGGGCGGAAGGUGA